GCAGUGAUGUCUUUCCUAUGCGAAGCUAUCGAUCGAGAAUACAAAACGAUUUCUGUGCAAUGUUUGACUCCUGCACUUGUGGCCACGAAAAUGACUUACUAUACCAAAGGCUCACUUUUCGUCGUUACUCCUGAAGACUUCGCCGAACGAGCUGUGAACACCAUUGGUCUCACGAAAAAGACGAGUGGAUGUUUCAACCAUGAGAUUCAGGUACCGUAUUUGAUUUCGCUGCAAAUUUGCUUUGAAAUCUCCAAUUAAAA
This is a messenger RNA of Cylicostephanus goldi, 260 nucleotides long. NCBI's taxonomy places the organism in Eukaryota, Metazoa, Nematoda, Chromadorea, Rhabditida, Strongylidae. The record is from the annotation of a GenBank genome assembly.